Messenger RNA from Stylophora pistillata, 908 nucleotides. RefSeq lists its product as uncharacterized. Lineage: Eukaryota; Metazoa; Cnidaria; Anthozoa; Scleractinia; Pocilloporidae. The record is from RefSeq and is a predicted model, not a curated record.
CCUCAGCGAAGUUACAAUGCAAUCGUAACAACAUGACAAUACAUGUUCCUAACACCCUCCUUCCUGGUAUCAACCGAGUGCAUCUCCGACUCCUGGACACGAAAUGCAAAGCUGAGGAAGACGACAAUUAUUACAGUCUAACAACAUCGCUAACCGGGUGUAAAACUACACGCAAGCACACGACUACAGCUGUCCUUUACUCCAAUAUGGUCUUGAAAGUUCCCACAGUUUCCAAAAAAGCCAUGAUACGUGAAUUGAAAAUAGAGUUCAGCUGUGUUUAUUCCAGUCAUGGUGUGGUGUCAUCGGUUGGUUGGAGAGCAGUCAACAGAAAAGUUAUAAUUAGUGAAGAAGGGGAAGAGAACUUUAGACUCGUUUUGAAUAUGUUUCCUCACAAGAAAUUUGGGAUUCCUUACAAGGAAAAGGAUUUUCCUCUUUUUGUGGCGCAGAAACGUCUUUUCUUGGAGGUAUCGGUGAUAACUGAUAAGCGACUGUCAAUUAUUGCUGAUCAAUGUUAUACCACGCCCACCCGUAAACGAGAAAACGCACCGAGGGUCCACUCCUUCAUGCUAGCGAGAAGAAAGAAGAGAAGAAAAGCAAUAGUGCAUGGGGCCAGUAACGAGAAGAAUGCUUCUGAUACUACCUUCGUAGUAGGUCUGGUAAUGAUAUGUGUUGCUUACUUGGCGGCCAUGGGAACUGGACUGGUAAUCUUUAAGAAGCUACGAGACAAGCGGUCUGCUGCAGAGGUUUUCAGCGGUCAUGAGAAGGAAAGCCUUAACAUUGAUGAUACAGACUGGACUGGACUGAACUGGCCCUGGAGGAAAAUUGAGUUUGAGAAACACAUAAAAUUUCAUUUAGAUGCACAGUUACCUCUCUUUAAAUUUUCUAUGAGAAUUCGGUAUUUUGCAUGA